CUCGUUGUCAGAGCCGCUCCGGCGCGUGCGCGUGUUAUCUCCGGCCGACCGGAGUAGCCGGCUUCCCUACGCUCCAGGCCCCCGCCCACCGCCGCCCCCUCCCAGCCCCUGGCCGACCCGUCCCCUUCCUUUCCUUGCGGAAUGGGGCCGGCGUUGCUCGGGGUCGCGCACCCGGGACCCGGCUCGCGCUCGGUCUCGCGCUGUCAGCGACUGCUUGGCUCGCGCCGCCUCGCGCUCUCCCUCAGUCAGUGGCGCCGAAGGCUCCGUUAAGCAGCGGCGGCGGCGGCGGUUCCUGUUUCCGUUUCUUCCUCUCCCUUCAGUCGGGAAUAGCAUCCUCCACCCAGCCACCCCUCCCACUACCCCAACGCGGGGCAGCUGCGGCUGAGGGCUGUAGCGGCGGCGGCGACUGGGGAACGGCGGAGACCGCCUCUGCUCCCGCCUCGGGUUGCUGCUUUUGCUAAGAGAGCACCCAUGACCCUGAUGGUGUUUCCAUUCACAAUAAAGGGCUCUAUUGCCUUCAUUGAUUAGCUGAUCAAAUUCAGGAUUACUGGAAUAAUCAAAUGAAAUCACGUGAAAUUGUUUUAAAAACCGAAGACUUCACAAAGUUGGUAAUUUUAGUGACCCAGAUUCAAGCAGUAAUAUCUUCCAUUGGAAAUAUGUGAUUUCGUCAUCUUCUUAUGUUCUAGGGGAAGAAAGCAUGUAGAGUCCAUGAAGCACAGGACAAUAAAGCUUCCUACUCAUACCACCAGGAGGAUCUCUUGGAAAGAGUCACCACAGGACUACCAGAGAGACUAAUUUGUCUGAAGCAUCAUGUGUUGAAAGAACACUCGCUAGAAACAGAGUGACGAUGUUUUCAAUUCCUUGAGUUCCAGGAACCCAGGAGAGUGAGCUGAAACUCUGAAAAUGCGGCCAUGGACUGGUUCCUGGCGUUGGAUUAUGCUCAUUCUUUUUGCCUGGGGGACCUUGCUAUUUUAUAUAGGUGGUCACUUGGUACGAGAUAAUGACCACCCUGAUCACUCUAGCCGAGAACUGUCCAAGAUUUUGGCAAAGCUUGAACGCUUAAAACAGCAAAAUGAAGACUUGAGACGAAUGGCUGAAUCUCUCCGAAUACCAGAAGGCCCCAUUGAUCAGGGCCCAGCUUCAGGAAGGGUUCGUGCUUUAGAAGAGCAGCUUGUGAAGGCCAAAGAACAGAUUGAAAAUUAUAAGAAACAAACUAGAAAUGGUCUAGGGAAGGAUCACGAAAUCCUAAGGAGGAGGAUUGAAAAUGGAGCUAAAGAGCUCUGGUUUUUUCUACAAAGUGAGUUGAAGAAAUUAAAGAAUUUAGAAGGAAAUGAACUCCAAAGACAUGCAGAUGAAUUUCUGUCAGAUUUGGGACAUCAUGAAAGGUCUAUAAUGACGGAUUUAUACUACCUCAGUCAAACAGAUGGAGCAGGUGAUUGGCGGGAAAAAGAGGCCAAAGAUCUGACAGAGCUGGUCCAGCGGAGAAUAACGUAUCUUCAGAAUCCCAAGGACUGCAGCAAAGCCAAGAAGCUAGUGUGUAAUAUCAACAAAGGCUGCGGCUAUGGCUGUCAGCUCCAUCAUGUGGUCUACUGCUUCAUGAUUGCGUAUGGUACCCAGCGAACACUCAUCUUGGAAUCUCACAAUUGGCGCUAUGCUACUGGAGGAUGGGAAACUGUGUUUAGACCUGUAAGUGAGACCUGCACAGACAGAUCUGGCAUCUCCACUGGACACUGGUCAGGUGAAGUAAAGGACAAAAAUGUUCAGGUGGUUGAGCUCCCCAUUGUAGACAGUCUUCAUCCUCGUCCUCCAUAUUUACCGCUGGCUGUACCAGAAGACCUUGCAGAUCGACUUGUACGAGUCCAUGGUGAUCCUGCAGUGUGGUGGGUGUCCCAGUUUGUCAAAUACUUGAUCCGCCCACAACCUUGGCUGGAAAAAGAAAUAGAAGAGGCCACCAAGAAGCUAGGCUUCAAACAUCCAGUUAUUGGAGUCCAUGUCAGACGCACAGACAAAGUGGGAACAGAAGCAGCCUUCCACCCCAUUGAGGAAUACAUGGUACACGUUGAAGAACAUUUUCAGCUUCUUGCUCGCAGAAUGCAAGUGGAUAAAAAAAGAGUAUAUUUGGCCACAGAUGACCCUUCUUUAUUAAAGGAGGCAAAAAUAAAGUACCCCAGUUAUGAAUUUAUUAGUGAUAACUCUAUCUCUUGGUCAGCUGGACUACAUAAUCGAUACACAGAAAAUUCACUUCGAGGUGUGAUCCUGGAUAUACACUUUCUCUCCCAGGCAGACUUCCUAGUGUGUACUUUUUCAUCCCAGGUCUGUCGAGUUGCUUAUGAAAUCAUGCAAACACUGCAUCCCGAUGCCUCUGCAAACUUCCAUUCUUUGGAUGACAUCUACUAUUUUGGGGGCCAAAAUGCCCACAACCAGAUUGCCAUUUAUCCUCACCAACCUCGAACUGCAGAUGAAAUCCCCAUGGAACCUGGAGAUAUCAUUGGUGUGGCUGGAAACCAUUGGGAUGGCUAUUCUAAAGGUGUCAACAGAAAACUGGGAAGGACGGGCCUAUAUCCCUCCUACAAAGUUCGAGAGAAGAUAGAAACAGUCAAGUACCCCACAUAUCCUGAGGCUGAGAAAUAAAGCUUAGAUGGACGAGAAAGACAACCAAACUCAGUUCAAACCGUUUGAGCCAAACAGUAGAUGAAGAAGGCCCCAACCUAACAACUCAUGGUUAAAUGAGUCAACACCCUCGUCGCCAGGAGCAGCUGGGAUCUGACAGAUGCUUCAUUGGUGGAAUUCCUCUUUAACAAGGGCUACCGUGCCCUCAAAACCAUGCACAGUCCGAUAAUGUACUCACGUAUAACAUACAAACAGGUUGUUUUCUACUUUACCCGUUCUUUCAAGAUUAUGUCCCCAUGAAACAAACACUGCCACAUUGUGUAAUUUAAGUGACACAGACAUUUUGUGUGAGACUUCAAACAUGGUGCCUAUAUCUGAGAGACCUAUGUGACCUAAUGAGAUGACUCUAAUAGCUCCCUCCUGUGGGGAGCUUGAUUCUUAGCCAGUGGUGGUAUUGUAACCACUGAAUUCACUCCAAUCAACAGAUUCAGAAUGAGAAUGGAUGUUUUUGUCUGGAAUUUUUUUUUGAGUAAUUGUACCAGUUCAUCCACCUCAUCAUUAAUAAGUGAAGGAUACAACAGAAAAUAAAAUAUUCAUACUCCAUUAGGAACUUUUGUAAAACAAUACCAUGAACAGAUUCUUUAGUACUCAAUGUUUCCGGACAUUCUCUUUGAUAACAAAAAAUAAAUUUUAA
This is a messenger RNA of Balaenoptera acutorostrata (minke whale), 3304 nucleotides long. It is a transcript of the gene FUT8, whose product is annotated as fucosyltransferase 8. Gene Ontology annotation, molecular function: glycoprotein 6-alpha-L-fucosyltransferase activity; protein binding. Gene Ontology annotation, cellular component: Golgi cisterna membrane. The transcript is spliced from 13 exons. Bases 904 to 2631 code for a protein of 575 amino acids. The record is from RefSeq and is a predicted model, not a curated record. NCBI's taxonomy places the organism in Eukaryota, Metazoa, Chordata, Mammalia, Artiodactyla, Balaenopteridae. Gene Ontology annotation, biological process: protein N-linked glycosylation.